ACUCCCAUAACCCUCAGCGCAUAGCUGGCGUAACAACAAACGCGCGGGUAAAAUGGAAUAGGAUGUCUUUGCAGAGCUGGAGUCUGGGCAUGGUGCGGGAGAUAGAGAGAAAAUACAAUUUCAUUAAACAUUAGACAUUAUUUAGCCUUUCACGUAAAACAGUGAGAGAAAAUGGACCUGAGUGAAUUUGAAGCGGACAAUUCCAGGAGUUGCCGGCUGGCUUCUGUCGUUCCGGAGGUGUGCCGGACAGAGGACUGCUGUCUGGGGAUCGACGAGGCCGGCAGGGGUCCCGUCCUCGGUCCCAUGGUUUAUGGGAUAUGUUUCUGCCCGGUGUCGAUGAAGCCGCACCUGCAGGAUCUCAAAGUUGCGGAUUCGAAGACGCUGUCGGAAGAGGAGAGGGAGAGGCUGUUUGUGAAGCUGGACGAAGCGAAGCACUUUGUGGGCUGGGCUCUGCAGGUCCUGUCUCCCAAUACCAUCUCCACCAGCAUGCUGCAGAGGGUCAAGUACAACCUGAACGCUCUGUCUCACGAUGCAGCCAUCGGGCUGGUUCAGCAUGCUCUGGACUGCGGGGUGCAGCUCAAAGAGGUGUUUGUGGACACAGUGGGACCUGCUGACAAGUACCAGGACAAGCUGUCCCAGCGAUUCCCGGGGGUGGAGGUCACUGUCAGACCCAAGGCGGACUCCCUGUUCCCCAUCGUCAGCGCUGCCAGUAUCUGUGCCAAGGUGGCGAGGGAUCACGCGGUGAAGGACUGGACGUUUGUGGAAGAUCUGGGAGAGGCUGAGAUGAAGUAUGGCUCCGGAUACCCCAACGACCCCAAAACCAAAGCCUGGCUGUCCCAGCAGCUGGACCCCGUGUUCGGAUACCCGCAGUUCGUGCGUUUCAGCUGGAGCACCGCCAAGACCCUCCUGCAUAGCAAGGCUGUGCCGGUACACUGGGAUGAUGAUGACGACGAUGAGGGCGGUGCGAAGGCGACAGCGGCCAAACAGAACUGCUCCUCCGUGCUGUCGUAUUACGGGAGGAAGAAGAACGACGAGGGAGCCAAGAGGCUGCCCCAUCGCUACUUCACAGAGCAAGCCCUGGAGACGGUCCGGGACCUGUAGCUCCGUGCUGGGCCGGGUCCUCUUCAGAGCGGCUGGGCCGUCCGUAAGACAGUCGAGAUGCAAUUGGACUGAACUGCCCGGGAAUCGCCAGCCUCUGCACGCUGGGUUAGACCACAGCUUCCAGUGGUAACUGGUGUUGCAAUGCAGAACGGGUCUGCGUGUGUUGGUGCGUCUCUCUCUCUCUCUCUCUCUCUCUCUGUGUGUGUCAAGCUGUAGUAAAAUAAGCAUGAUGUCAAUGUUUUGAGAAGAGGCUUGCCUUGUCUCUUUGCUUAAAGGUGAGCUUGUUCUCCUCAUCUGGCGAUUGUUUGUUUGUUUGUUCAUAACUUUAAUUAUUCCAUUUCAUAAAUCUUUGUAUUACCCUUUUUUUUAAAUAACACAUACACGCAAUCUUGUAACGCCAACAUGUUCUCAAAUAAAUAACUUUAACAUUCAAACAGGUGUAAAAUCUAAA
Messenger RNA from Acipenser ruthenus (sterlet), 1552 nucleotides. RefSeq names its product ribonuclease H2 subunit A-like. Gene Ontology annotation, biological process: DNA replication, removal of RNA primer; mismatch repair. Gene Ontology annotation, molecular function: RNA binding; RNA-DNA hybrid ribonuclease activity. Gene Ontology annotation, cellular component: ribonuclease H2 complex. The transcript has 9 exons. Lineage: Eukaryota; Metazoa; Chordata; Actinopteri; Acipenseriformes; Acipenseridae. Bases 172 to 1101 code for a protein of 309 amino acids. The record is from RefSeq and is a predicted model, not a curated record.